AUGGCCUCCCGCGGGGGUCCCCGUGCCACCGGCACAGAUGGCAGCGACUUCCAGCACCGAGAGCGGGUGGCCUCGCACUACCAGAUGAGUGUGACCCUCAAGUCGGAGAUAAAGAAGCUGAUCUAUACCCACGUGUGUAUCUGGCUGCUGCUUAUGGCCCAGAUGUGCGUGGGGCACCUCAAGCUGCUGCCCCACGACCAGGUGGCCAUGCCCUACCAGUGGGAAUACCCCUACCUGCUCAGCAUCCUGCCCUCCCUCCUGGGCCUUCUCUCCUUUCCCCGUAACAACAUCAGCUACCUGGUGCUCUCCAUGAUUAGCACUGGCCUCUUCUCCAUGGCUCCCCUCAUCUACGGGGCUAUGGAGAUGUUCCCCAUGGCACAGCAGCUCUACCGUCACGGCAAAGCUUACCGCUUCAUCUUUGGCUUCUCAGCCGUCUCUGUCAUGUAUCUGGUGGUGGUGGUGGCUGCCCAGGUGCAUGGCUGGCAGCUCUACUACAGCAAGAAGCUGCUGGACUCCUGGUUCACCAGUACACAGGAGAAGAAGAAGAAAUGAGAGAGGAAUGGAUGGGCUCUGUAACUGCUGGAGCUCCACAGUUAAGCCCGGUAGGGUGGGUAUGGUGCAGCUCCGGCAGGUGGGGGGAUCGCCGGGGACCAACUCGGGUGUCUGAGCCAUGUCACGGGUCCAGGCUCGCACGCAGAGAAGA
Molecule: messenger RNA, 703 nt
Organism: Indicator indicator
Lineage: Eukaryota; Metazoa; Chordata; Aves; Piciformes; Indicatoridae
Gene: JAGN1
Product: jagunal homolog 1
Exons: 2
Coding region: 1-552 (183 amino acids)
Biological process (GO): granulocyte colony-stimulating factor signaling pathway; endoplasmic reticulum organization; vesicle-mediated transport
Cellular component (GO): endoplasmic reticulum membrane
Source: RefSeq, a predicted model, not a curated record